GAAACAAAAUUAAUUAAUUAUUUCAGUUGUAGUUUCUUAGUGAAUCGGUUAACAUGAUCACAAAAGAACUUAUUGUGCUCCUUGUUGUGGCGUUAGCUGUUGACACCAGCCAGACUUCAACUCCAUCAUCACCCUUCUACACAGCAGGUGUAGUUGAAUUUAAAACAGCUUCAAGUACCUUCGAUGCUUCACAGCAAGUUAAUAAUAACUUGGCUGCAUACCUUGAAAUAAUCGCAUCACAAGAGGCAGCUGAAACUGAUAUAAUAGCCUUUCCAGAAGGAACUUUAAACAGCGUGCUGCAAUCCACAUUUGUUCCUGAUCCAACAAGUAAUAUUGUUCCUUGUAAACAAUCUCAAUAUGCUCAUUUUUUGCAAAAGCUAUCAUGUCAAGCUCAAAUUUCACAAAAAUACAUAGUCGUUAAUUUAAUUGAAAAAGAAAACUGCACAAAGGAAACUCAAGCAGCUAAAAAUGAUCCACGACCUUGCUCAAAUGAUGGACUAAAUAUCUUCAAUACGAAUGUGGUAUUUGAUCGGAAUGGAACAGUAAUAUCUCGUUAUCGGAAAUUUAAUUUAUAUUUCGAACCCUAUAAUGUUACCUUGAAUUCAGAGUACGGAGAAUUUAGCACCGAUUUCGGUGUAAAAUUUGGCCACUUUAUAUGCUUUGACAUGCUGUUUUAUACGCCAACUACAGAACUGGUAAAAUCAAAAAUUACUGACUUUGUUUUUACAACAAUGUGGUUUUCAGAACUUCCAUUUUUAACAGCGGUUCAGUAUCAGCAAUCAUGGGCUUACUCAUACGAUGUGAAUCUUCUAGCAGCGGGUGCCAGUAAUCCGUCAGUUGGUAGUACUGGAUCAGGUAUCUAUGCUGGCCGAAAUGGUGCUAUUGUCUCCGUUAUGAAAAGCUCUCCAGAACGAAAAUUGUAUGUUGCUAAAGUCCCUAAGAAAGGUUUUAAAGAAUCAGAAUCAGUACCAGUGAAACAACUUCAAAUCCGAAAAAAGCGAACAAUAACAAGCUACAUGAAAAAUCUACUUGUAAAACGGGACCCACAACUCGAUACUUUCACAAGUUCUCCAUUAAAUAAAUCGGCCAACCAUGACAACCUCUGUCAUAAAGAUUUAUGCUGUCAUUUCCAUUACAAAACCACAAUAUUGACCCCCAUUGCAAAUUCCAGAUCAUACCAAUACCGUUUGGCAGUGUUUGAUGGAGAUCGGAUUUAUGAAGGUAUAAAGCCUUUGGGUUGGUCUGUUUGCUCAAUUCUGGCUUGUAUCAACAAUACAAUACAGGGAUGUGCUUUAGCCUUUGACGAAGAUGUAAUAGUUAGUCCAGAUCUAAGAUUUGAUCAUAUUUUGAUUGAAGCAAACUUUACCAAAACCGAAAAUGGUUUAAUUAUGCCGAAUAGCGUAGAUGACAGUCUUAUGCCUUUGCCAGUGAACAGUUUUCAAUUUAAUAUAACGGACAUUGGAUCAAAAACGAACGCACGCUUUGAGCUUCUGACUCCUAAAGAUGACCUAAUUCAAUUCGGAAUUUAUGUUAAUUUCUUUGGUGAAAGAUCCUCGGCUUCCUUAGGUUUAGUAUCUAACACUCUCAUAGCACUGUGUUUAUUAUUAUUUAUAAUGGAAUUUAAACGUUGGCGUUGGUAAAUUAAAUUGAAGAUAAAAUGCCGGUAAACUGAAAAAAAACAUGGUCAGCUGUAA
Molecule: messenger RNA, 1694 nt
Organism: Episyrphus balteatus (marmalade hoverfly)
Lineage: Eukaryota; Metazoa; Arthropoda; Insecta; Diptera; Syrphidae
Product: vanin-like protein 2
Exons: 4
Coding region: 54-1640 (528 amino acids)
Molecular function (GO): hydrolase activity, acting on carbon-nitrogen (but not peptide) bonds, in linear amides
Source: RefSeq, a predicted model, not a curated record